AUGUCUGACCAACAUUUGACUACUCCCUCGAGCGAUCAGACUCGUCCUCAGGACAAAAUCUACUCCAAUGAUUCGUCUCCGGGCACAAGCGGGUACUUUUAUGCCCCCCACUUCCAGCUAUCGCAGCAGAACUUAAGGGAACUAGAGAGGUCCGUCUCUCCAUUUGAAAUACCAUCUCUCAGCGGAAACGAAUCCGUGCAUAUACAACAGCAACAGCAGGAUGAACCUUUCAGUAGGCCUGCAGGGUCUGGAAGAAGAGGUCCGAACAUGGACUUCCCCAACUUUGUAGAGGUAAUACAGGAGCAGAUAGACCUUCGAAUAGCGUCUUCCAACAAUCCAACGGCAGUUAUGGAGUUGGACAUGGACGGUAAUGUGCGACAUCUAAGUAAGAACUGGGAAAUUAUCGUUGGGACCAACAUCAAGAAGAUAGUUAACAAACCGAUACUGAAGUUUAUCAUUGGAAAUAGCGAAGAGGACCAAUCGGUCUUUUACAAAGCAAUAGAGCAAAUGACUAAAGAUGAUGGUAGCUACAAAGUGAAGUUUGUUACUGCUACCAACGAUAUAGCUGAAAAAGAAGAAGGAAAUAACUCCACUAGUGGAAAAGACAGCCCUAACAAUUCUUUGGUAGACUUGACCGAGAAUCCUGAAGACCAGGAUAUACAGCAACAAGAAAUACAGGAGAUCGAAGUCGAUCAAAAAAGUCAUGCAGACAGCUCAGGUUCUAUGCACCAGGAUACUACUAGUCUGGAUUUAACUACAAAUGGUGAUAUAAUUGAAUUGGAAGCACAAGGUAUUUUAAUUCACGACAGCCGUACAAAAUUGCCCACACAUUCAAUGUGGACCAUUAGACCCUUCCUUGUAAUAAAUCUUGACUUACAAUUACCACCAAACCUAGUAAAUCUACUUGGAUUUGGAUCUGAAUUCUUUGAAGGAUACUUGAUGAAUUUGAAUGAACUAGGAAUUAUCAACGAGGAAGCUGUACCACAACCCAAAUCCAUCUUAUGUAGAAUAUGUGAACAGCAAGUGCCUGUGUGGUUCAUUGAGAGACAUAGUGAAUUGUGUAUUGUAGAACAUCGAGCUGGCGAAGACUUUCAAGCUUGCCAUGAUCAAAUAAGUGAACAAAGAGAUUUGAUAAUGCAAAUUUCAGAAAACUUAUGGCAACACCAAGUACAACAGCAGCAAGCGCAGCAACAGCAGAUACAACAUAUUCACCAGCAUCAGCAUCAGCAGCAGCAGAACUUGCAGUUACUGCCUCAGCACACUCCUCAUCAACAUUCAUCUCUUUCGCCACCUCAGACUGUUUCACCUUCAAGUACGAGUCCCAAUUCUUCUACUUCAUCACUUUUCCAACCGCCAGUAGUCAUUCAAGAAUAUAAGGGGUUACCACUUCCUAGCGUGACAUCAUCGUUAGAUUCUUCCCCGAGAAUAUCUACACAGCAGCUGUUAGUUAAAAACAAGUCGCUAGCUCAGUCAAUGUUUCAAUCAAAAAAAUUUCCAUUUGGUAUUUUACAGAGAUUGGUUGAAUUAUGCGAUGAAGCACUUCAAAUAAACCCAGUUGAGGAGAUCAAUGUUACUGAGGGAUUUCAAUUCAGUCCCAACACAGAAAGUGCAAUCAAUUCAGUUGUUCAAUGGAAAGUUUUUGAGACGAAUGAUCUAGCCAUCAGAACUAUGGUUGAAGACACUCAAAGAUUGACUAAUGAAAAGAUUGAGACAUUAUCAAGGUUGAUAUCUGUUUUGCAAUAUAGCAAGAGGAUCAAGAAUGAAGUGGAUGAAUUAGUUUUACAGACUGUUAGAGAAACAGUCAAGAAGAUCAAAGACCAAACUCUACUAAAUGAUGGUGAAGACGUAAUUGAAGACGUAAUAGAAGACUUUGGUAAACAAACAACAGAUCACAGCAUCAGCUUGAACAGAACGAGGAAUGGCGCCGAUGAAAGCAUCAUUGGUGUGGGCGACGAUAGUACUUCUGAUAUCUCACUAAAUGAGAGUAGUCAUACGAUUAGAGACAUCUCAUCUCACUCUAUAAUCCAUUCUCCCAUGCCUUCGAAGACAAGGAGCCCUUCAAGUAAUAAGCUAUUUGAAGAUACUUUUGAAGUUUUGCGCAGCACAUCCGCUUCCCCUACAUCUCCGGCGAAUAGAAAACAGAAUGUAUCAAUCACACCUAGGGAUAUUUUGUUGAGGGGGGGUAGAAAUCAAUAUGAUUUAUCGAGACAUAAUUCAACUUCAAGACUGCCUCUACACAAGAACUCAAAAGGAGAUCUUUUGGAACAAAGCUUUAAUGACCUUGACUUGGGUGGUGGCCAACAAUCUCCACAUAAAGCUGGUAGCAUUGGGGGUGGAAGUGGGAAUGGAAGUAGAAGUGCGACUCCCGUAGGUGGCACUUCAGGUUCAGGUGGGGGUAGUUCAAUAAGUGGUGGAAGGGGAAGAGAUGCCACGUCGAAUAACUCAUCGUUUUCUUCUAGAAGACAUCUUUCUCCAGCGCCUUAUGUCGAAAAGGCAGCAUUAUCCUCACUUCAAAGAAAUUCAAAUGCCAGGUUUGACACAAGUUCUAGUACACCGACAUCCUCACCUUCAAUUCAAACUUCUGAAUACAACAACGAUAACAUCCCACUAUUAGGCGAAAGGAGAACUAAUUCUGGAAGCAAUGUUUCUAAUUCUAAUAUGAAUGCUUUUGGACUGAUAGGACAGAGUGCUUCAGCUGCUUCCGGGACGCCACAGAGUGCUACUAACUCAUUGAGUGGAACCAUGACCUCCGGUUACUUCGGAGGAACCGCUAAUAGUAAAACUUCAUUUAGUAAACCGCCAUUAUCGCCUUUGUUAGUCUCUCAAACUCCGACGACGAAGCCUUCUAGCGGUACAAUUAAGGACUACGAAAUUCUAAAGGCCAUUAGUAAAGGUGCUUUUGGUUCAGUGUUUCUUGCAAGAAGAAAACUUACAGGAGAUUAUGUUGCAAUCAAAUGUUUGAAGAAAACCGAUAUGAUCGCCAAGAAUCAAAUCUUGAACGUGAAAUCAGAAAGAGCAGUAAUGAUGAGACAGUCUGACUCUCCAUACGUUGCCCAAUUGUAUAGCAGUUUCCAAACGAAAGAUUAUUUAUACUUAGUUAUGGAAUACUUGAAUGGAGGAGAUUGUGCAACUUUAUUGAAAGUCUUGGGUACAUUGGGCAACCAAUGGGCUAAAACGUACAUUGCUGAAGUCAUUGUGGGGGUUGAUGAUUUACAUGGCAGAGGUAUCAUUCACCGUGAUUUAAAACCUGAUAACUUGUUAAUAGACAGCAAAGGUCAUUUGAAACUCACAGAUUUUGGGUUAUCUAGAAUGGGGGUCAUUGGGAGACAAAAAAGGCCUCAUAGGAAAAGUAGUACUUCUGAUCAGUCCAUCGAUUAUUUCAGGAAGUCAAUCAUUCAAGCCCUGAGUCCGCUUAUACCACUAUCGGGCUUAAAUCCCAAUAGUGGUAGUAUCGUGGAUUCACCGGUUGAAUUUCAUAAAAGGACUAAUUCAGUCACUCCGUUUUCCCUUUCACCUACUUUAGAUUAUGUGAAAAUAUCUGGAUCGUUCUCAUCCCCGUCCGAUCAAACUACUGGGUCAGGAGGAGGAAAUACUUCAGGAUUGAGCCAUAGACCCUCGCUAACAAACUUUAAACAAAAGCGAGAGGGCUCGAACUCCAGUGGUCUUGAAUCGCCUUUAUUAAGACCAUUGAUACCUAGAAACUCUUCCGAGACUUCUUUUGCUAUAGUUGAUGAUGAUUACCAUGUGACGACUAAUUACCAAAAUACACCAGGUUCGGUUACGUCUUAUGCUUUGUAUGACCCCCAAAAUGAAAACCAUGACAUUAAGAAGUUCGUCGGUACCCCUGACUACUUAGCUCCUGAAAUUAUUACUGGUGCUGGACAAAGUGAGGCAUCUGAUUGGUGGUCUAUUGGUUGUAUCUUAUUCGAAUUCAUAUUUGGAUAUCCACCUUUCCAUGCUGAUACUCCUGAAAAAGUGUUUGAUAAUAUUUUAUUGGGUAUGAUUGAUUGGCCACCAUUGUCACCUGAAGAAGAAUUGGAUAUCUGUCCACCUGAGUGCAAAGACCUUAUUGAGAAAUUAUUGACGUUGGAUCCCGAGGAAAGAUUAGGCAACAAUGGAGCAGAAGAGAUCCGGAAUCAUCCUUACUUUGAUGGAAUAGACUGGGAAAACUUAUUCAGCAUUACUCCAUCUUUUGUACCUACUCUUGAUAAUCCUGAAUCCACGGAUUACUUUGAUCCAAGAGGAGCUGACAUUUCACAAUUUCCUAAAGAAGAUGAUGAUGACAAAAUUGGCAAAGAUGAUCUUAAUGUAUUUCCGGAUGUUUUGUCUGGACCGGGGUCAAUCAAUACUACAGAACUUGGCUCACCAUCCAUAGGAGGAGACCACUCGCAUAUGCUUGUGCCUCCUGCUUCUGGACCAGGUUCUAUUGGUGGCAAGAAGGAAAGAAGAGGCAGUAGAUUUGCUGAAAGCAAUACUGAAUUUGGAUCUUUUAAUUUCCGAAACCUUGCAGUUUUGGAAAAAGCAAACAAAGACGUAAUCAAUAGAUUGAAGAACGAACAUCUAGAGCAUAGAAAUAGCUUCUCAGCAUCUCCAUCUUCUUCGGAUUCAGUCUCUUCUUCAUCUCGAUCGAGGGGAUAUUCAUUAACUGGAACUGGUAGCCCCUUCAAGAGACCGCUUUCCCCAUCGCAUCGCCCGGUUUCUCCAUCAAAAACUCCAAGUACGAGCUCCAAUAAUCAAACUGAAACUCCAGCUAGUGACUUGCAUGUUGCAAUACCUUCUCCUCAAAUAUUCAGCUCAGGAUCUUCUAAACACGAGAGGUUGGGAUCUGCAGUUAGUACUUAUUCAUCAGGAGAUGAAUUUCCAUUUGACAUGGGAAAUAAAUCAUCGCCUGGAAGUGAAAGUGGACUCGCAGGUGGAUUUAACAAACUUUACAAUAAAAGCGGAUCUGAUUCUGGUAGUGGCUCAAAUGCUGGUAACACUGGUAGUACCAGUGCAAAGGAAUCGACUGGACAGAGAACAUCAAUCAGCUCUUUGUCGAAGCAACUUUUGAAGAAUGUUAAUGAUUUCUCUCCUUCCAGCUCAGAUAAUGAAGAUACUAAAUCAUCUGCAUUGUUACGAGUCAGGAAAAGAAGGCAAAGCAGUAGAAGGCCCGGAUCAUUUUCAGUACAAGGAGGAGAUGCAGGCGGAAGGCCAACGUUUCAUGAAGUGGAUGUAUUAUUUUGCGAACCGAUUCCCAUUGUUCGACAUUCAAUUACAAGAAUACUCGAGAGAUUAGGUUGCAUUGUUGUAGCAGUAGCGGAUGGAGAUGAUUUAGUUCGUAGAGCUACUGGUAAAGUGAAGUUUGACAUCAUUUUCACGGCAUUGAAGUUACCGAAAGUGGAAGCACCUGAUGCAGUAAAACUUAUUAGAUAUACGACUGGCCCUAAUUCCAAUACACCUGUUGUCUCAAUUACUGGAUUUCCCAAGGAGGCCUUAAAGGCAGAGUGUUUUGACGAGGUAUUGGAGAAGCCAAUAGAUUCGAAUGCUAUUAGAAGCUGUCUCGUUAGAUGUUGCAGCUGGGGGCCAGCCAUUGUUCAAUCCCAUGACGUGGGUAAUGACGAAGCUAUUGAAUCAGAUCUAGAAAAAUGA
Dujonia railenensis is the source of this 5628-nucleotide messenger RNA. The record is from the annotation of a GenBank genome assembly. NCBI's taxonomy places the organism in Eukaryota, Fungi, Ascomycota, Pichiomycetes, Serinales, Debaryomycetaceae.